Messenger RNA from Toxorhynchites rutilus septentrionalis, 6815 nucleotides. RefSeq names its product ensconsin. The transcript is spliced from 8 exons. NCBI's taxonomy places the organism in Eukaryota, Metazoa, Arthropoda, Insecta, Diptera, Culicidae. The record is from RefSeq and is a predicted model, not a curated record. The coding region runs from base 1397 to 2863 and encodes 488 amino acids.
GGUAGUUCAGAUGAGAACAGGUAGUAACGCAUUCUGCUCCAAGCUUUUAAUGCUUUCGUUCCCGUGUUGACUAGCUUUCUGUUGUGUCGUUGUGCGGAUUCGUGUGAUGGUAGCUCGUAAACAAACAUCGAAAUUCGAAGCUUUGAAGGAUUAGAGCCUCGAAAAAGACCCGGGACGAACUGAAUUUGUCCGUGAGUUCCCAGACAGUUCAGCGACGGCUGGUGGAUCAGGGGCUACGCGAUAAAAGCCUCUGAAAGGUUCCGAUGCUGACGCCGAAGCAUCUGAAGGCGCGGCUGAAGUUUGCGAAAGACCACUUCGAUUGGAUCGGCCUUGAGAAGAAAAGCAGUGGCGAAAUAUACUGUGGUCGGAUGAGACGAAGGUAAACCUCAUCGACUCGGACGGAAAAACUUGGAUCCAUCGCCCAAUAGGCUGCGCUUGCAAGCCUCAGUAUACCACGUAGACAUUCAAGCAUGGAGGAGGGAAUAUUAUGGUGUGGGGGUGCUUCUCCUGGAACGGGGUUGGCCCUCUCUGCUGGGUGGAUAAGAUCAUGGAUCAGUACCUCUACGCCCAAAUCCUAAGGAAUGUUAUGCUGCCACACGCCGAGUGGGAGAUGCAUCUGAAAUGGCAGUACAUGAAGGAUAACGAUCCGAAGCACACCACCAACACCGUCAAAACGUGGUUCCAGGAUAACAAAGUCGACGUCAUGGAGUAGUCAGCGCAGUCACCGGAUUCUAACCUUAUGGAGAACCUAUGGGAGAUCGUGAAAAGCGAAAAACGUCCACGAAAACGGCAGAAGAAAAAAUCGCUUCCACGAUUGAGUGAUAGCCACGCGCAGAUUCAAGACGAUUAAUUAAGUAGGAAGAACACGAAAAAGCAAUUCCAUAGUAUAGCAUAAAAACAUAAUAAUUUCCGUGCAAAGUGUUUCGAGCUUCCAUUUCACAAACAUAAAUCAUAGCCGGAAAGUGAGAGACAAAUUGGAAAAGUUGAACAGUCUUUGGCUCGGAAAAGCUGGGCGAAGAAUUUUGCACCGGCCAGCCAGCAGGCAGCAAAAAGCGCUCUUCACAUUCGCAUAUUUAACACUCCACUCAGAUAUUAAGCAAUGCGGAGGAAGCCAUUCGGGAUGUGUAUUCCGUUGAAUAUCGCCGCGGAUCGGUGAGAGAUUGUGUGUGUGUCUGUUCGAGAUCUAUACUACAUUUGCGCUGGUGAAUAAAAAAAGAAGAAAUAACCGGAAGCCGUUUUGAAUAAAGCAAGAAGAAAAAAAAGAAGUUCCAAAGUGUUGCAGCCCCCAGAAUCGUUAAAAAGUUGUUCUUGGUUGUAAUUUGGAAAGUUUCGACACAGUGAGAGUGGUAUCCCGGCGCAGAGUGUGAAACCAAAUAUUGUAUACACCAUACGCAAAAUGCCCCUUGGUCGUAAAUCACCCCUGGAAGCACUUGCGAUGCCGGGAGCCAUUAUCGCCUACAAGUACAGCCAGUACCGGCAGCGCCGCCGGGAGGCUGCGAAUCGGCGCGUUACGGAACGUGAACUGACGGCGCUACACAACAAGAUUGAAAAAUUGCUCAGCAAGCUCGAGGAAAGCGAACUUGAACCACCCACAUCGCAGGAGGAUGAGUGUGUCAUUUGUAUCAAUGCCCGGGCCACAAUGCAAACCUCUCCCUGUGGACACAAGGUGGUCUGCCGGCGGUGCUUUGUCAAAACGAUUCAGAGUGCGGUUGCACAGCGACUGUUGCCGUUGCGGUGUGUCAUUUGUCGAGCACGCAUCAACAGACUCACAUCGGGCUCCACAUCCUGGCGGCUGCAGGGUUCAGCCAGUAGCUACUCGAUGGGCAGCAAAAGCUGGAGCGUUCCCGGAUCGGCUAGUUCGUACAGUGUGGAUGCCGCGAGAGUGACCCAAUCGGCCAGCCUCUACUCGAUGAGCUCCGGCUCAUCGUGCAUGUCCGGUAUCUCGAAUAUAUCUAGCUGUUCGGGCACCUCGGGAACCUCCGGUAUGUCUUCCUCAUCCUCGAACAGUGGAACUACGGAAAGUGGAUCAUCAUCACAGCAACAGCCUCCUCCUCAUCAUCAUCAUCAUCACCAUCAGCCGCAGCAAAACGGUGGCCACCAUCAUAAACACAGCAAUGGUACAUGUUCCAACGGUUGUUUGGGAGCAAUCCCCCGAAAUCCUGCCUAUCAGCAUCAUCACAAGAAAGGACAAUACUAUAGUAAGAACCGCAUUCCGGAGAUGCCAAAUCGUUUACCGCCAAUUAUCGAAUUUAAAAGCCCGACCAGACACCGGACGCCAUCACCUGUUAACCCGGGGGCCAGAUUCAAAUACUACACCCAACCCGGCAAACCGGCGAACCCGAUGGUCGAGUCGAUACCACUGAUAAGUAUCGAAACCUGUUCCAGCAAAUCCGGUCCCUCCAAGUUGGGUUUGAAUGGUAAGAUCGCUCCGACGGCUUCCAAAUCACCGAUCAACAGAACAAACAUGGCUACCGGUAAACCCGUCACAACCUCACUAAUAACGGCCGUCGGUACACCGCCUAAAGCGCGUGUUGUUUCGGCGGCAAGUUCCCCAGCGGCCGCAGCAUCUUCCGGGCAUCCCAGCAGUAGUAAUAGCAAUAAGAGCAUCAACAAUAAUAGCAGUAGUAACCACACCAACAAGCAAGAUGAAAAAUAUGACAAUAAGAAGAACGAAACGAUCGAAAAGAAGAAAAAAGAGGAAAAGUUGAAGCUGAAGGCAGAGAAGGAAGCACGCAAGGAAGAAAAACGCAUCGCUAAGGAGGAGGAAAAACUCGCAAAGAUGCUGGCGAAGGAGGAGAAGAAACGCGGUAAAAAGGAAGCCAAAGAGUCACUUCUAGCCAACGAGGGUGGAUGCCGCAAAUAGAACACCCCCUGGUGGAGAAGCUUUUUUGCGAAGAAGUAACUUGUCGAACUGCCGAAUACAAUUUACAAACAUGAAAGGUUUGCCAGGUAAAAAGAGUAUUAGUUGGAAUGGUGAGACAAAUCUCCCAUCAAAUGAUCAUCCGACAAACACGCAGUUUUAAGGUUGUAAUUUAUUUGCUUACGCGUAAAUGCGAUUCACCGUAUGAUAAUGAGAUAACCGAAUAAUUAAACGAAAAAUUAACAAUACUGUUGUGCGCAAAUAAGUUGAGCGGAGAGAUCAAGCCAUCUUAAUUAAGAACAACAUAUCAAUCAUACAAGCUUCCGUUCGAAUAUUUUCGUACUUCCACUGAAAGUGGUUCCAACUAUAUUUAGUGAAAACUUCUUCUAAAGAACCUUGAAAACAUUGUUCAAUGUGGCCAACCGACAUACAAGAGAAAAGAGCAUCAUAAAAUGACUUUCAUAUUUUCGAAACUUCCACAUUUUUAGAUGGAAUUUAUUUUGUAGUGUUGUAUUUUGUUUGUUUUUUGACUCCUCGAAUAAUCACACGAACUCACGCGUCACAGAAUCGAUCUAUCAUCCUUACCCACCUAGACUAUAGUUGUGAACGUCGAAACACAUAUUUGCAUUUAUAUAUUCAACUCUUAACUCACUUCUAAAUUGUCUGAUAAACAUACAUCCACGGGACGCAGAGCGACAUUGACAAAUGGAUAUGUUUUCGGAAAUAUUAGCAGUCCCUCGCAUUAAACAACAAUAUUCCAACAAGUUGACGUCGCCAAUUCGAAGCACAAACUUUUGAAAACAUAAUCAAUUUGUCGACGAUUGAAGCUCUUCCCAAAACUGUACAAAACUAAAACCUAUUUCCUGUAUCCUAAAGUAAAUGAUGUUCUAAAUGAUGAGUAGGUUUUAGUAUCCACACUUGGCGGCGACAGCAGAUUUUUUUCAUUCGCCGAAAAUGAAACGGAAGUGUUGCUAAUGUCGAACCGGAAGUAGUAAUGCUGCAACACCAAAGCUACCCACAAAUAGUCAACAAACAACCACGCGAUAAAGCUCACUGUGAUAAGGGCCAAGAAAUGCAACACUGUGCAAGAGUAAUUGUAACAUGGCAACAAGCAACACACAAAAAACAAACAAACAAACACAUAACAUCAAUUGAGCCUGUCAAAUGAGUCAAUCCAAAUAUAGAAACAAAAAAAUGCUAGAGUUACGAAACACAAGAGCCGGAAGCUCAAGAUUUGUUAUGAAUGACUAGAUAACGAUACAACCCGGCAGCAAUAACUACAGUGAAAAAGAAAUCGCUUUUAUAAAAACAAAGUCAUAGAGAAAAAAACAUAAAAAACAUAAGAUGUAAACAAUAGACAGUAACCGCUGCAGCCGAGGGAAGCGACUUAUGUUGUAAACAAAGUAGAGCUCUAGAGUGUAAGUAAACAAUGAAAAUGUUAAAGUUUUAUAUAAGCGUUUAGAUUUUGUGUCUGGUAACCAACCAAAAAAAAAAAGAAGACAAGAACGAUAAAACCACGUCCUAAGUGAGCAAUAAUUUUAAAACAAUAGGUUACGCGAUGAAGAAACAGUAAGUCGUUUAACGCCGAAUGUCUAAUCAUAUUUUGAAAUCAUACUAUAAAGAGGAUAAACAGUUGCCAAAGCUAUCGAACGCAAAUAAUGGCUGAAUCGAACGAACAGUGCUUCAAUCAGUUGUGUAACCUAUCAGCGUGCGAUUUGAGGUUAUAUUUUCUGAUGUCUAUGGGUUCCGAGCCGCGAGGGAAGAUGAUUUGCAACUUUUUUAGUUUUUUGAGAAUUAGUUCAUUCUUCUAAACCGUAAAUGAGUGCAUUAGCCCUGUUGAAAGCGUGGCAUAAAAUUCUUGUACUUGAACCGAUUUAUUUCUUAUCCAUCUAUGAAAAAUACAUGGCGAGACAAUUAUGCCUAGAAUAUCAACAUGGGACAAUUGAGCUUGGUGUUGUUUUUUUCAAAAGCUGAGAACAAACAAUAACUUUUUUCGUGUUUUUUCAGAGUGUUAGUCAUAAAAACAUCGUUUUGUGAAGAAAAUUGUCAAAAAGUAACAUGGGACAACUAUGCGUAGAACGACAGUAUUGUAAACAUAACUUGCAUGGAAAAAAUGGACAAUUUUCCGAUGGUCCUAAAUCCAGGCAAAAAGUUCCACUGGAACGUUAGUGCCAUCCAAGAAGAAAAAAAAGCACCGCAAGUCCCGAACAGAAGAAGAGUGGUUUGACAUCCCUUUUUCGCUGAUGGUUAGCCACAGAAGCACCAUCUUUGGGAACUUGGUAAUAUCUUUACACUUCUGGAGAAGAAUUAGAGCAUUGAACGGAAGCCUGGUUCCUUGCCAUUCCGGUCUUCUUCUUUCUUUGUUUUUAAGAGGCUUUAAACUUUGCAGUUCAUUCGCCUCUAGACCAUUCCGGUGUCAUCCAGCGUUGAAUACGUCUCGCAACGUUCCGCUUCGCGGAAAAAUUUCCAUUCUCCAUCACUUUCAGCCUUCGUUUCUGGAUCACAACUUGCUGUUUCGACACGGCAGGUCUUGACUUACGUUUCCGUAUAAUGAUGUCUAUCUCUGCUAGAUAUUUCUUCACUAUUGGGCCAGUUUUCCGGCCUUCCGGAACGAUCUAUCUUUUUCCCCUCCGUCUUCUGCUUCAGCUUCAGCUGCAGUUUACGAUCGCAUAGCACCGUCGCACGGCCGAAACCAGGCUUCCGUUCAAUGCUCUAAUUCUUCUCCAGAAGUGUAAAGAUAUUACAGAUACAGCAACGGGCGCAUCCGGCGGACUCAAAAUACUUGAUGAUGUCCACUUUCUUCGCAACGGGAUAAAGCUCACAGUACGCACACACCAUGGAGCGCAGUUGCUUUACUAUUUUCGCCAUAACUUCCGCAGUUCAACUGAUAGCGCUGUCAAAUUUUGUUCGAAAACUCAUGGGUUACUAUGAUUGACGAUGUACAAGUAGUCUCAUCACCAGGUGUUAGGAUGAACGCAUGCAAAAUUGGUAAAAUUUGUCCAUUUUUUUAAAGCAAGCGUUAGUGCUACACGAGACGAGACUUGUAGUAUUUCUCAUGACUUCUGAAAUGUCAAUACGGAAGGAGAAAGCUCCAUAAGUGAAUUACCGAACACUUGGUCUCAAUAACCUAGCUCAUCCCUUAGCCAAAGUUUAAAUACAUUUGUCCUAAAGAUUUUUGUAUCUCAACAAUUGACUUAUGUAAUUUGCUUAGAGCUUCGUUGUGAGAAUAUCGAGAUCGAGACUCGAUCCCAAAAAAAAUAUAGAUUGUGCGAUUGGUACCGAUAUCAUCAUGGAACAUAUUUUCUUUCCUCAAUCGUACCCUGAUUGUUUACACAAAAAAUCUGAACGAAGCUAUUGUAACACCUGAAGCGGUCAAUUCAAGGAAACACACACUUUGAAGAAUCCCAUUACCUCCUUUUAAUAUGAUAAAGUGAAUGAAUAAAACCAAAAAUAAGCCCCUCCUACUAGCCGAUAAACACCCGUUAUGAUUAACCAAGAAUGACAAAGUUUUAAUCUCAACCAAUAUAAAAAAAAAAACAAAGUUUUAACAAGCUUCCAAAACACAAAACAAACUUUUCAAGUCUUAAAUUAGUUCAUUUCGCAAACCGGAUAAAAUGAUUGAUAAGAAGAAGAAAAACCAAAAUAAAGCAACAAACACACACAUUGACAUACACACACAACCAGGAAACAAUAAUACGUUUCCGGCAAAUUAUUUACAAUUAUUUAAUCAAUAUAGAGACUGGAUGUUAGCAAUUGUUGAAUGUUUCUAGCCUAGUUUAGCGAAGAUAGGAAAAUGAAUGAAUCGUAAGCAUUCCCGUCAACCAGAGGAGAUACAUGAAGUUUAUUGCCCCAUUGAAAUAUGUUUAGCUAUGAGAAAACAAACAUCUAAUGUAGAGAGUUGUGAAGAAAUAAAACAGAUCACUGACGUUUUGUUUGCUCCUAUGUUAUCAAUAAA